AAGGAAGCAGGGGUGCAGUUGGCAGGUUCAUCCUAAAGAGCUCAUUGAACCUCUGUGCGUGUGUGUUUCUAAUAGCCGUUUACCAAAAUGCUGCCGUGAAAAGCGGACACAUCUUGCUCAUUUCAAUCGUCACACCUCUUAAUUGGACCAAUUAAUUUCGCCCAAAAAAGUGAUUAAUGGCAGAACAACCCCUUUGCUUUUUUGCAUGGCGAACACAAUGGUUGGGAUUAUCCCGGGAUGUGUGGAUUAUAUCCCCAACGUUGCACUGGAAGGAUUUCAGUCGGGUCACCUGGAAAUGGAUGGGGUUAGACUGGGUUACCUGCGCAUUAACGGGAAGCAGAUGUUCGCGCUGUCGCAGGUUCUGGCGGAUCUGUUCAAGGACGUCCCGAGGACCACGAUCCGCAAGAGGAUGGAGUACCUGAAGAUUAAACGGCGUCGGUGCGACUUGAGGGAGCUGCGGACUCUGAAAGCCAUGAACUCGGUGCCGACACGAGCGGUCAAGUGCUCGCUCAUUUCCAAAGAGGAUCUGGAAGUUUUAUACACAGUCUACAAAACGCCAGACGCCAGCAAGAAGAAGAUCAAGGUAAAGGUGAGGACUGGGGGACAGCUAAGCAGCUCGGAGGGACACGGUUUCUACACCGGGCUCUGUACCGAGAGGGCUGUGCUGCUGCGGACACGGGAACCGACAGACAGCGCCCAGGCCAGAUACCAGACUCCGAGCGAUUUCACCAAAACCCCUGGCCGACCUGAGCCUCUCGAUUACCUCCCGGCCACCGAUCCGGCUGGCAAAGAUUUCCUAGAGUAUGGAAACACGGGGAAAGCCGAUUUGUGCCCGGUGUACCGGGAGCAGGAGGUGUUUUACGAGGACCUGGUCUGCUGCUUCCCCAGAGCGGAGCAACCCUCCAUCGCAGUUCGAGUUGACGGGGCCAAGCAGCCGCUUCACUUCACAGCGAAAUAUUCGUGCUGUAACCGGAGCAAAAUCGUGAGGAGCGGGUUUCUCAGUAACUGCAAUUCAUUGCUCAACCCUUCAGCUUUCCAGUCGGUGAAAUCCAUGUUCCUCUCUGGAGAUAUAAAGACUUUAAAUGAAAGGGGGUUUGCACCGAGCAGUCAAGUCGCCUCUUUGGGAUAUUCCAGUGAUUCGGACUGUAGCCUGGAGCCGGGCAAUUUUUCUGAUUUCGGUUCCACGGAUGAAGACGAGGAAGACGGAGAUUCGGCGUUUUCCGCCUCCAGCAGCGAUGAUGAGAGUUCCAGUGCCUCCGACUCCAGUUCGGCUCACAGCGGCGUCUCUCUGCACAGUACCCGCUUCAGGAGAGCCACCUUACCUAGCGUGUGUGCUAAGAUUCCGGCCAUAAACCCCAGCCCCGAGCCGCCCGUGGACAACUCCCAGCCGCGGCCGUUGUUCCUGCAGGUAGCCUCGAACUCUCCCCAUCAUCGCGCCCAGUCCAAGGGGAGCCCGGGCACCGGGCCAAAAAGGAGCUCCGCAGCCAGGGAGAGAGAGCCAGGAGUGGGGGCCAACCCAAAGGUUCCAUCUCAACUGUUCCCCAGCAACUUUGCAAAACCCGGAGCCUCUGGGACCGGCCUGAAAGAGAGCUCGCUGACUUCACAACAAAGGGAUACGUUACAAUGGAGAGCACGGCCCGGAGGCUCUGCUCGUUUCUGCUUCGGUACAGACGCUGGGAAAUUCGACAGUCCGGACAAAGCGGCUCCGUUAGGCCCCGGAGCCCAUUCCGAGAGCAGGGUUAACCACAGGGUCGGUGGCUCGGGCUUUUUCACGGAGCGCUCCGCAGUCUCCAGCCGCCCUCUGCGAGCGAGUGUCCACAGUACCGGCUUCAGCACCGCGGGCUCCGGGCCGGGGAGAGGGAGAGAGGGGCCAGGGCGGCGGAGCAGACCGAAAGCAAACGUGGGGGUUGACUGGGAGGAGGAAAGUGGAGUGAUACAAUCAGUGAGCGAGUUUCCUGGGCCUGUCCAUCCGCUACAGGAUCCUACCUCGACAGGAAUACAAAACCACUGCACUUUAGCGAACGGGCCGCCUGCUGCUGCCUGGGGGGACACUGCCAAAAAGAGACGGAUCUCUUCCUGCCGCCGCGGUCGGUCCAAACGCUGCCCGGGGAGGGCCCCAGACACGAUGCAGCCCUGGCUCACAGCGCCUGGGAAAAGGCCGAAUCUACUGAAGGACCCUGCCAAAUGCAGACGCGUCAGCUGCGGAUUAGUAACGCCAGUUAAGAAAGCUUUCAGCUUAAUGGGCAAUUUCCCCACGCCGCCUUCGCUGAUUGUAGGCGACGAUGGAGACCUGUGCCCGGCCUAUUCCUUCAGCUCCGAGCCCUCUGGCACAGUGCAGAAAGCUCACCCUCUGUGGGCCUGGCAAAUCGGCCGCUCAGCAAUUCCCCUUCCCCCCAGCCUUAAAUUCAGGGGCUUCAGCCUUUAGGGGCCAGUGACUGAUUGUGGACGUGAAAUUGCCCCCUUUUUUUGCAAAAAAAAGUGUUGUAACGCCAUCCACAGGCUGUUGCAAACACCCCGAUCAGAAAAUGCAGUUUAUAUCAAGGAUUGAAAGGCUAUUUUGAUUAAAAUGAAUACGGCAGUGCGGCAAUUUUUAACCAAAAAGUGGUCAUGAUUAAUCAGCUACAUGUAGGGAGAUGUAUGUGUCUUUGAGGAUCGGUGUGUUCAACAGAGAAAUGGGGAAGGAGUCAGAUCUGGUCCCAGUACGAGCCUGGAUGUAGCUUUGCACUAGUUUCUGUCUCUUGUGCAAUCGACCUAUCAAAGCAUUGGGAGUGACAUUUACUGGACGAACAUCCUCUCAAUUGAGAGCAAUUUCAAAUAUAUCAGGACGAUUUAAAAGAAAAACACUUUCCAAGUAGCCUCUCACAGUCAUCAGAGUACAUUGUGUUGUCGGGAAGGGGAGAAUGAGAAGAUUAUUAUGCGCCUCCCAAUCCCCACCUCACCCACCCUCUUCCCUCCAGCUGGGUCUAGAGUACCGGGAUUAAAAAAAAAAUCCCGACACAGUGAUCUGUUGUGCUCACCUCAGUUCUUUCUUUGUUCCUUCAGGAAGCUUCAAUUAAAAGUAAUCAAAAAUACUGGUGACAGGACAAGGGAGUAACAGCUGUCAUCUUUUAUAAUGGACGGGGAGCUCUCUCUGGAAAUGAAUUGCAGUGCAGUUGGUUCUUUUAAAGGUUUGAUUUCAGUCGUUUUGAUAAACUAUUGUCAAAUUUAAUUUAAAACACAUUUGAACUGAAGUCUCAGUGAAAGCGGAGAGGGGGAAGCGUGGUUGGGGUGGGGGUGGUGGUGCGAAGGAUACCUUUACUUGACUCUGUAUACGGGCCAGUGAGUAAAUAUCCUGGGCUCUGUGUGUUGCUUCUGUCCCCUGCUUAAUAAUCGGAUGUAUAAUUUGCAGGGGAAACACAGUAACCUUCCCUUUAGAUGCAAAUCAGUUGAACUCUGAAGGAAAAGAGGUUAAUGCACCGAGGCAUGCAUUACUGAUCAAACCCCACGUAAAGUUCCAGUCAAUAGUUCCCCAUUCAGGAAGGGAAAAAAAGACUGAUCUUUGAGUUGAAAUGCAAUUGUAAUUCCUUUUUUAAGAGAAAAAAAAUUAAAGUUUAUUCCUCA
This is a messenger RNA of Rhincodon typus (whale shark), 3600 nucleotides long. RefSeq names its product SKI/DACH domain-containing protein 1-like. NCBI's taxonomy places the organism in Eukaryota, Metazoa, Chordata, Chondrichthyes, Orectolobiformes, Rhincodontidae. The record is from RefSeq and is a predicted model, not a curated record. The transcript has a single exon. The coding region runs from base 206 to 2425 and encodes 739 amino acids.